AUGCUUAUUUUCCAGGAUAUCGUCACCGGCGACCAACUCUUCUCUGAUGAAUUCGAUAUCAAGGAGGUUGGCAGUACUUACGAGAUUGAGUGCGCCAUGAUCCUGCCUGAAGACUUCGUUGUCGAUGCCACAAACUACCCCUCUGUAGAGGACGCCAUGGAAGACGUUAAGAGCGGUGUCUUUGACGUCAACAACGUUGUCCACUAUUUCGGUCUCGUGCGCCUCGACAAUAUCAGCAAGAAGGAGUACACCGACUACAUGAGGCGUUACUUCGCAAAGCUCAAGGCUAAAAUGGGUAUCACCGAGGAGGCUGAUGUCAAGGCUCUCGAGAUGGAGGUUUCCUCUGAGAUCAUGAAGGCCCGCGAUAGCUUCGAUGACUACUUUUUCUACACUGGAGCGUCCUGUGACGAUGGUGCUCUAUGCGCCUCGCCUGCCGCGAUGGAUCCACCCUGA
This is a messenger RNA of Linnemannia hyalina, 453 nucleotides long. The record is from the annotation of a GenBank genome assembly. Lineage: Eukaryota; Fungi; Mortierellomycota; Mortierellomycetes; Mortierellales; Mortierellaceae.